UCAGUCGAGCUAGAGUCCCCAACUCCCGAUAACAAAAUUUGCAAGCCUUGCCUUAGAGUAGAGUCCCGAUAUUACACAAUACACAUGUGGUUUUAGUUAUCAACAAAUACACGACAUGCGAUCCAGAGAUUAAAGGGAGGUGCUUGUCUCGCCGAGAACCAAAGCAGUACUCCUACUAAUUUCAGCGAUUCUUUUCUGAGGCUAAGAUAAAUCUCCAGCAGGAGCACGUCCUGUUCGUCAUGGCCUGCCGGCUCGCCCUCUCCAAGGUCGUAUUUUCUUUCUGCUCUUUUUUCCAUCAUGAUUUUCGUUGCAAGCUGAUGAGGAGGCUAUUCCAGUGCAAGGAACGCGUGAUUAGUAUUUUUUUACUCUCGUUACUCGAUGCUUAAUGGUGCUGAAACCGCAAGUGCAAGGCACUGUCUGUCUGUCUGCCUGCGUUUCAGAUCGAUGCAUGCCACUUGGACUUGUUGUUAGAACAAAACAGCACCAUAUUCUGCUUGGCUAAAUCUCUGUGUGCCACAGGCUGCGACAUGUCGAUCAGCGAACGGGGCCGCCACUUUGUGUCCUUCUUUCAGGGCACCUGCUGCAAACUCAACUACAGGCGCAGCCGCAGGUAUGUACUGUGUGGAUGCUUGUAGCUGACAAUUAGUGCCACCAAAUUAAAUCCCUGUUUGCGGAUGCUGUUUCUUCUUCUAGAUCGUGUUAUGUAUGCUAGCCAUUGUUGGUUGGUUAUUCGUCCCACUCAUAAGUUUCUUUUUUGUAAAAUGGUAUGCUUGGUACCUGCUUAAUGCAGGUGGCUUUCUUAGAAGAAAUCUACAAGAUUGGUACCGAUCAAGAUCAAUUGGUCAGCAGGCACGUGGCCUGCACUCUGGAGCUGGUUCUUUUCCGAGAGGGUUUAAUAACAGUAAUCUGGAAAGAGUCAUACAUGACUUCGAAAGGCAGCCUUCGUUGCUUUCUGAUCCUUCAGCUCUCUCUGAGUAUGUUAAAGCCCUUGUCAGUGUUGAGUUGCAAACUCAAGCAAGCCGGAGUGGGCUGGCAAAAGGUGGUGUUCUUGGUACAGCCAGUGAACCGUUACACAUGGUCACGGUAGAAAAAGGGAAACUUAAGAAGCAGCUGUGGCGUACUUUCCAAGCCCUUGCACCUAUUUGCCUUCUAAUCUUUGGCAUUAAGUUUUUGAUGGAGUUGUUUGAUACGGAAGAAGCUCGUAACUUUGAUGGUUCGAAAAAAGAGGUGAAGGACUCAAGCGCAAAAUUCAGUGAUGUCAAGGGGAUUGAUGAAGCUAAAGCUGAACUCGAGGACAUAGUCCUCUACCUAAGAGAUCCCAAGCGUUUCACACGCCUCGGUGGCAGGCUUCCAAGGGGUGUUCUGCUGGUCGGCCCACCUGGCACCGGAAAAACAAUGUUGGCAAGGGCCGUGGCUGGGGAAGCUGGUGUCCCUUUCUUCUCAUGCAGCGGCAGCGACUUUGACGAGAUGUAUUUUGGUCUUGGGGCUAAGAGAGUGAGGAACCUGUUCACUGCAGCGAAGAAGCGAUCUCCUUGCAUACUUUUCAUCGAUGAGAUUGAUGCCAUUGCCGGGAGCAGAAACCCAGAUGAUCCAAUGUGGCAUAGGCACACCCUGAACCAGCUGCUUAUUGAGUUAGAUGGCUUCAAGCCAAAUGAUGGGGUCAUCGUGGUUGCAGCGACCAACUUCGCCGAGUCACUAGACAAAGCCCUUGUUAGGCCUGGGCGUUUUGACUGUCGCAUUGAGAUUACUAAUCCAGAUGUUGAGGGUCGACGGCAGAUCCUUGAGGUUCAUAUGUCGAAGGUCUUGAAAGCCAAGGGUUUGGACUUGAUGACCAUUGCAAGGGGGACGCCUGGGUUCUCGGGUGCAGAGCUCGCAAACCUGGUGAACUACGCUGCUCUCAAGGCUGCCAAGGAUGGGGCGGAUGCAGUUGGGAUGUGUCACAUUGAGUAUGCGAAGGACAGGAUCAUGAUGGGCAGCGAGCGCAAAUCGUUGGUGAUACCUGACGAGCGCAGGAAGAUGACUGCAUACCACGAGGGAGGGCAUGCCCUCGUUUCUAUCCACACAGAUGGUGCCGAUCCUAUCUACAAGGCCACCAUUGUUCCUAGGGGAUCAGCACUUGGCAUGGUGGCGUUGCUGCCACAACCAGUGGAUCAGUAUGGGGUCUCCAGGAAGCAGCUGUUGGCGAAACUAGAUGUCUUCAUGGCAGGACGGGUGGCACAGGAGCUUAUAUUUGGAGAAAUCGGUGUCAUGUCUAGUGCUUCUGAUGAUCUUAGCCAAGCGACUAAGCUGGCGGUUGACAUGGUCACCAAAUACGGUAUGAGCGAGCGGGCCGGUCUUGCUUCCUACAACAGUGCGGAGGACGAUGGUGGUGGGAAGAAAGCGAAGACGGCCAUGAGUGAGCGAACAUCGGAUUUGGUCGAUGAGGAGGUUAAAGAAUUACUGGACAAGGCUUACAAGAAUGCGAAAACAGUUCUCACGACGCACAGUAAGGAGCUUCAUCUGCUAGCCAACGCCCUCCUUAAGCAUGAAACGCUCACUGGAGACCAGAUCAAGAAACUAUUAUCGGCAGGUAGAUGGUUUUAACUGCUAUUGUUAAAACCUUCUUCACCCUAACAGUGGAGAGGCUUACGGUUACAGGAAGAAAUUUUGUUUUCUGAUGUUGUCAUUGCAUCCACACAAAUAUUAAUGUAACGAACAACAAGUUCAGUCUGGUUUUCUUCAUGAAUUUUGUUCAUCAAGCCAGAAGAGAGCGCAUAUUUGCAAUCUUGUCAGUAGAAUCUUGCUUUGGAUCUCAUACCUCUACCGCAAGAUUCAUGUUAUCACCUCGA
Lolium rigidum is the source of this 2828-nucleotide messenger RNA. RefSeq names its product ATP-dependent zinc metalloprotease FTSH 5, mitochondrial-like. The coding region runs from base 706 to 2583 and encodes 625 amino acids. NCBI's taxonomy places the organism in Eukaryota, Viridiplantae, Streptophyta, Magnoliopsida, Poales, Poaceae. Gene Ontology annotation, cellular component: chloroplast thylakoid; membrane. Gene Ontology annotation, biological process: proteolysis. Gene Ontology annotation, molecular function: metalloendopeptidase activity; ATP hydrolysis activity; ATP binding. The record is from RefSeq and is a predicted model, not a curated record. The transcript has 3 exons.